This is a messenger RNA of Zophobas morio, 796 nucleotides long. RefSeq lists its product as uncharacterized. The coding region runs from base 240 to 746 and encodes 168 amino acids. The record is from RefSeq and is a predicted model, not a curated record. The transcript is spliced from 3 exons. Lineage: Eukaryota; Metazoa; Arthropoda; Insecta; Coleoptera; Tenebrionidae.
AUUUUUUUUCGUUUUUAUGCAUUCAUGAUUCGUUAUCAUGCUCAUUAUUUUUCUUGCAAACUUUCAAUAUUUUGAAUAAUUUUUGAUCUACAAAAUUUUUCUAAUACCAUAUGGAAGACUUUUAUGUUGUGCAUUUCAAAUUUCAGUACAAAUACACGUAAUAAAACAAUAAAAAUGUGUGUCAUGCCAAAAAACAAAUCCUGUUGUUUUGGGAACGCAGAAAAACGUUACUUUAUGUUAUGAAUAGUUACAAAUUAAAAUUAAAUAAUCACACGUACACUGUUUGGUGGAAAAUGUGGGUACCUAGUGAAUGGAUAACAGAAGAAGAUGUUUUAAUGGACCUUCUCCAGUUGGCAGAAUUUGAUGUACCUUCGCCUAGAUCUGGAUGCAGGGUUCCUGAAACAAUAAUACAGUACAAGAAACAAAUGGCAGAAAACAAACAGCGGACGUUAAAUAGUGACAUUGAUGAAAGUGCAUGUUAUAUUGUAAGUGGACGAGGUCGAGGUAUAAGGGACCGAAUAAUCCGUCCAGGAGGAAUAAUAGAUUCACAUCCUUCUGAUGAAGCGGAAUUGAAAAAACAAAUACGACAGGUGUCAGGGUUUGGUUAUUCAAAUGAAUUAAUUGAACAAUCUAUAAAAGCAAAAGGUUAUGAGCCAGAGAAAUACAUGGAUUUUAAGGUAGUGCCUGUGUCUUCAAAUAGUAGCAACCCAUCAGAUACUACCCUCACCAAAAAAAAAAAAUUGUAGAAAUUUCAAAUAUUCAUAUUAGAGCAGUAAAUUAAUUUGUGCAAUGUAAA